Molecule: messenger RNA, 2583 nt
Organism: Mucor velutinosus
Lineage: Eukaryota; Fungi; Mucoromycota; Mucoromycetes; Mucorales; Mucoraceae
Exons: 7
Coding region: 1-2583 (860 amino acids)
Source: RefSeq, a predicted model, not a curated record
AUGAAAUCAGCGACUACACCUCUACCGACAACGACAACACCUACGACCAUCAACAUGGAAUUUCGAUCCACGUCAAUCUUGGACGAAGAUUGGACCAACAGCCAACAGCUAGUGCUGGGCACCCCUUCUUCGGUUGCUAGUAGCCUGUUUGAAGUGUGCAGAUGCUGUUCAAGACAAAACUGCGAGCAUCUCGAGUAUUAUAACCGAACAAUGAAGAAACUUGAAUCUGACACAAGACUCGCUGCAGAAAUCGGCCAAGGACUUCUCCACAAACACGAAACAUAUGUAGCUGAAUCAAGCCAACAAAGAGCACAAUUGGAGAAACAGCUGAACGAGUGCCACGAAAGAAUUGCUGGAUUAGAACAGUCGCUAGACGAAGUAGAGAAUCAGAAAGACGACAUUGCAAAGGAAAAGAACAAGUGGCUCUGGGAGUAUCAAAAGAGACAAAAGAUUCUGGAUGAAACAGUAGCAGAUCUCGAAAUGACAAAUGAAAAGUGCAGUCAACUGGAGAUGGAUCUGAAAAUCAAGGAGUCAGAACUGCAAAAGUUGAGAUUGUACAAAUUUAUGGCAAGACAUGCUGAAUCCAAUGAGGCAACACUCACAUCCAAGCUGGAAGACACAAAUCAGGAGUUGGCGAUUUGUCGAAAGAAUGAGCUGGUGUUGGAAUCCAAAAUCAAGAAGCUCAAGAUCAGAUAUGAAUCUCUUUACAGCAACCAUGAACAACUCUCUCGCCAAGUACAAGAAAACGCCAUGAUAUUAUCCCAAGCACCACGUACUGAAUCUGAUACAAUCAAGGCAAGUUUUACACAAGCGCAUCAUUUGUUCAACAGUGUGUGUAUUCACAUGAUUUCUUAUUUCAUUUUAAUUAAAGAACUAUCGUCAGCAAAUACAAAGUUAAAAUCUGAUCUCAUCAACUGCAAAGAACAGCUGUCAGAAUCAAGAGGAGAAGUCAUUGCAUUGAAUCAAAAAUUAGAAGAUUCAGCUAGCAGCACGACGGAGCAAGAUGGCAAGCGACUGCAAGAUGAUAUCAAGGCUAGCAUCAAGAGAUCAAAAAAGCUAAAAAGAGCCACCUCUGUCAAGGACGAAGCAACUACCACCUCUUCCGCCAAGAAGAAGGUUGGACUCCCUAUCAGAUCAAAGACAACGAUGCAGCCGCCACUGCCUUCGGUGUCUUCAUCGAUGCCUACGUCUUCAUUAGCUUCAUCACCUGUGGUUUCGCCCAAUAGCAAGAAUGCAGUGGUUCAUCAUCACUAUCAUUACUAUGUCAAGAACAGUAGAGGAGAAAGAAUUCAGAUCACAGAUGAUAUGGAUAGUUCCAGUAGUAAGAGCACUGCCAGCAAUUGCAGCAGUCAUGAGAUCAUGCUGGAUUACAGCGAGGUAUGUUUGAAUCGUGAUUUAGGGACAAGACAUGAACUCAUGCGGCAACAGCACAAUACAUUGGACGACAUGGACAAUAUGCCGCCUCCACCUUCACAGCAACAGCAACAGCAACAGCCAAACCAGCGAGAACUUGUACCUACCCCAUCCACAUCUUCAGUCAUCACAAUCAAGGAUGGAACAGUUACUACUUCAGCCCCUGGUUUGACAAAAUCACCCUUCAUACUGUUACAGGAGCAUGUAACACAAGUCCUGGAUCGAUUAAGGGGUUCAGACAUCCGAGCGUUGAAUCGACGCUUGAAACGAGCAUUUGAAAUCACAGAAUUAAGCAACAUGAGCAACUCGAUUAUUGACAACAUAUUGAUGGAUGUGGAUAUUUUAGACACUCGAUUUCUGUGGGUCAAUACAGCGGAUACAGACACACUAGCAUUCUUUCCCUUGGUGGAUUUGCUAAAAGACAUGCUCAAGGAAUUAGGCAUUUUAAGAAACACAAUGAACGAAUUACAAGUGGAAUACGUCAAAAAAGUAGAGGAAAGCGGAUUACGGGUAGAAGAAGAGAUUAUCAAAAAGAGGCAGCUCAAGCGAGAAUCUACAUUGAAACUAAAGUCGUCUAAAUCUACAUCCACUGCCGAUGCCAACAGCAAUACAAGGCCGUUAUCUUGGCUUGCUAAUAUGUUUUCAAAUAACAACAAACAGCCCGAAGUUUGUAACACGAGUAGCAAUACCACGACUCCUUCCUCCAUUACUACAGCUUCGACAGCAUCGACUACAGAUCAUCAUUACUAUGACAGAGGAUCCACACUCACUAAAACAACCACAAAUUCAUCCACUCUAAUACUAAGCCCUUCCGAAAACGCAGACGACGACGUGGACGAGGGUAGAUUCAAUACACUACGAAAACUUAUGAUAGCCACUACAGCCUCUGCUUUACACCAUGAAGACCCCACUCCACACACGAAAUAUGCCCGCAAUGUUGUUCAUCCAACAAAAAGACGUCAAAUACCCUAUCUCCCUCCCGUCAUGUCCACAUCCGUCAGCAACAAUACAACUCGACCUACACCUGCUAUACCUAUCCGUAGCAAACGCAGCUUACACAGAAUGCACAUUGAUUACGAAGGCAUUGGACCAGCAGCCAUUCGACCUAUACCUUCCGAUAGAGAUAACUCAACUACCAAUUUCUCUUCAAGCUGGUUAGGUGGCAAAUAA